AUGGCGACGACCUUCGUCGAAGAUACUCCUUGGAAGAUAAAUAUUGUCAAUGAAAAUGAUCUAGUCGAUUUAUUACCAUUAUUACAAGGUUAUUGUGAAUUUUAUUAUCAAACUGAAGAAAUUUCUCGAACGAGUGAUGAGCUACUUUUAUCCGUAUCUCGAGCAUUAAUUGCAAGUCCAAAACAAGAAGGAAUACCAUUACUUGUUCGUCAUGUUCAAGAUGGAAAAGCUGUUGGUAAUCGUUUAGCUAUAACGGAAGAUCUUUAUGUUGAUCAAUCAUAUCGAGGUCAAGGUAUUGCUGAUCUUCUGAUUGGUGAAUGUGCACGAUAUGCACGAGAACAUGGUGCAUUAUGUUUAACAUGGCAAACGUCGGUGAAAAAUCAUCAUGCACAAGCUGUUUGUGAUCGAUGUGGUGCAAUGAAAAGUGAUCGGUGGUUAAAUUAUACACUUCCAUUAUGA
Messenger RNA from Rotaria sordida, 459 nucleotides. Lineage: Eukaryota; Metazoa; Rotifera; Eurotatoria; Philodinida; Philodinidae. The record is from the annotation of a GenBank genome assembly.